Molecule: messenger RNA, 1660 nt
Organism: Ipomoea nil (Japanese morning glory)
Lineage: Eukaryota; Viridiplantae; Streptophyta; Magnoliopsida; Solanales; Convolvulaceae
Product: sperm-associated antigen 1
Exons: 6
Coding region: 282-1094 (270 amino acids)
Molecular function (GO): protein binding
Source: RefSeq, a predicted model, not a curated record
AAAUUAUUGUUCUUCGUGCCUCUUGUACACAAUGGAGUGCCUGCUUUAGGAAUUAGGAAGCUGAAUACGAUGCUAUUCUAAUUCCUUAUGAUCGGGGUACAAUUCUUAUUAGGACCGGAUGAAAGCUCCUGUCGCGCAAUUUUGAGAAUUUAUUCUGAUUUCUGGAUUCGGCGUCAGUUGGAUCUUCAUCGUCCUCCAGUAUCGAUUCAAACCCUAACGAUUAAGGAGAUCAAUUUGAAGGAUCUCAGUACAGAUAAGAGAGAGGGAGAUUGUGUGUAAAUAUGGCAUCCUCAGCAACAGCUGGUAAUCCAAUCAAUAAGAUCGAGAGAGCGCACCAGAUGUAUAGAGAGGGCAAGUAUGAGGAAGCGCUGGGUUUUUACACAGAAGCGCUUUCUUUGGCCAAGACUAAGUCCCAAAAGAUUGCUCUCCACAGCAAUCGAGCUGCUUGUUUUCUUAAACUUCACCUUUUCAACAAGGCAGCAGAUGAAUGUACAUCAGUUCUUGAGCUUGAUCACAAACACACUGGAGCUCUGAUGUUGCGUGCUCAAACCCUAGUCACUCUCAAGGAGUAUCACUCGGCACUUUUUGAUGUCAACAGGCUUAUUGAAUUGAAUCCAUCAUCGGAAGUAUAUCAGAACCUUCAUGCUCGCUUGAAGACACAGCUGUCACUAGCUCCAAUACCUGAAGCUGAAGUAGAACUUGAAGAAGAUGAUGAGGAAGACGUUGCAGAGCUUGAAGAUAGUGAGGAAGAUGUUUCAGAGCUUAAAGAUGACAAGGAAGAACGUACUAAUAGCAGUGAAUGUAACAAGGAUGUUGAAUUUCAAAUAGCAAGUGAAAAGAAAGUGGAGUCCGGAAAGGCUACUCCCACAACUGAAGUUGCGACUCAAGUUGAGAACCUUGAGAAAUCACUUCAACAACAAUCUGCAGGAUGGCAAGCUAUCCCGCAACCAAAAGGACACUCACGCCUUGACUACUCUCGGUGGGACAGGGUUGAAGAUGAGUCCAGCGAAGAAGAAGAUGACGAUGAAGAAGACGAACCUAAGCCUCAGUAUAGGUUCCGAGUCAAAACAGUUGGCGUGCGUGCUGUUAAAUGAGAAAACGAAAACGUUGUUAAAACCGAUCCAAGCAUGCAAGUGCUGGUUCAUUUGUCCGUUAACCCGCUGCAUCGAAGCCAUGUGGCAUGUCAUGUCGCCCUCUUUUCUUCUACACUGUGUGAGCUCUCUGGUUGGAUGGCUUUAGUCUUGUGGUCAGCAAGUAGGGCGCUAACUUCCAUGGAACCUGCUGAAACAGCUUGUGCAACUGUGCAGGCUCCAUAUUUGAAGUGAUGGAAGCAGAAAAUUGUCACUGGAAAGACCAAUCCUUUGAGAUAUUGCCCAGAUGGACACAUAGGACAACUUACAGUCCUUUAUGCUGCUUGCUGAUUGUAUUCUUGUUCUGCCUUUGUCUCUAUAGUCCUAAGGGGAAUUCUUCAGCAUCUCUCUACUCCAUUUUAUAUUUUUUGUAAAUCAAUAAUAUCAUUCUGUCAUCUAUCCUCCAUUGCUCUUCAUUCACUAUUUGGUUUAUUUAUUUGUAAUCUAUACAUAAAUCUCUUUUUUUCCUGAGAAUUACAGUGAGCAAAUACAUGUAUUAGAUUCUAUUUGUUGGCAACAAUUGCUUGAAA